GGCGGAGGUGCAGACUAACUUAGUCUCUGGCUCUUCCUCACACAACCAGCAGCUCCUCACCCCACUUAUCUUUACUGUGGGUUCACACUUAACAACAAAGCGUUAGAAGCCAUUGAAAAAACUCGUGACAUUUCUGGAUCAUUUGCACAGAUAAAACAAAGAAGAAGGAGGAAGGCGGGUGGAAGUACAGUAAGUGCUGGGAAUAGAACAGGGUCUUCUGUGCCAGCAUGAAGCAGUGAUCAGCAGAGAUGGCAGAGCUGGAGACAGAGAUAGACCAGUCCAGCCUUCCCCGGGUCCAAGAGGUGUGCCAGAGUUUUGCUGUGCUGGAGGACGGAGCGCUGGCGCACAAUCUGCAGGAGCAGGAGAUCGAGCAAUAUUAUACCACGAAUAUCCAGAAGAAUCAGCUGGUGCAGAAUGACAUCCGUGUGGCCAAGAGGAUGCAGGACGAGGAGGAGGAGCAGCGGGAGCAGCAAGGCAACGUCCUCAGACAGGCCACCAGGCAAACCGAGGAGCGGGACUUCGAGUACGCUCGUGUGAUUCAAGAGGAGCUCCAACGAUGUGCCGAGGAGGCGCACAGGAGGGAGCAGGACGAUGCAGAAAUGGCCAAACGGCUGCAGGAAGAGGAGGAGCAGUGGGUCAAAAGGAGGAGCAGAGGGCCAGAAGGUCAUAAUGAAGGCAGCACCAGUGAGCCUUUGUUGCAAUCCCCACACCAGCACAGGCCCGGUGCCCUUCACCACAGAGGGGAGGACUAUCCGUCUUCCACCACCAGGAGGCAAAGUUUCACCUCUAACGGUGGAGCCCAGUUCAGCGAGCCUGAGCCUGAGCCUGGGACUGGCUCCUGCAGGAGGGGAGCCGCUCACAAAAGCACAACUUCAUGGUCAAAUCAAGGACACGUAGAUCCCAUUAGCAAAAUGAGUGGUGAAGUAAGAGAGUCUCUAAGUGAUGAAUCAGAGGACUCGGACGCAGUUUUUACUGAGCAGCUCUCUCUUUGGUCCCAGAGAUUGUAUAAUGGGCUAAACACAGCACCUUCUCCAUAUCGGGCAUCCGUGCAUCAGCCCAAUGGGAAAAAUGACAGAAACGGCUCCAAAAAUGAGCUCAAACGCUGCGAGGAAGAAGAGGAGGUAGGAGACUGUGAUGAGGACCAUUUUGAAAAUGAAGAUGGACAGAAGAGAAUACCUCGGCAUCAGGAUCAGGAGAGGAACCACAGAAAGGUGCCUGAGGAUCGGCACAGGAGUAGGGAGCAGGAUAAAGACUGCCCGUCCAUUGCACUUGGAGAAAGGCGGCAUAAUCGCACUGAAUCACUCAGACUAAAUGACAGGAGUAGAUGCAGAAACGGAGACUUGGCAAGGACCUGGAGCUGCAAGGAGAGCCCUGACAAACGUGUCCAUUUUAAGGACGACAACAGGAGUGGCAGGCAGCAGGGAGGAAGCACGCGAGUGUGGGAGAUGCUCGGCCUCGUACUCAGGGAGAGGGGUGUGCCUGUGAGGGUUGGGGGCGCUGGGGCGCCGCUGCAAAUAAGACCUCAAAGCAGAGACAACCAGGUGCUUCACGGGAGGGAAGGCUCCUGCGGCAGCUCCCCACCACAUCAGAGAGGCUUCCAGAGAGCUGCCUCCUCCAGGCACAGUUUCCAUGGCGAUAUCAGGGCGCGGAGGAGAUUGUCACACAGAGAGAACAGUGGGAGAGAUCACAGAGAGGAUCCAGACAGGCUCUAUGAUAAUGGCGAGGUUUAUAAGCUUAAUAGUGGAGACUCUAACAGUUCUUUCGGAGAGAGACGAGGCAGCGCGAGAUGGAGAGAGCACAAACACAUAAACAAUGACAAGAAUGGGGAAAGGAUUGUAAAUGAUUACAGAGUGAGAAGGACGACGAGUGAACGCAGGAAUUGGCACAAGAUCACAGAGGAAAGGUUAAGCUCAGAGGAGGAGGAGGAAGAGGAGGAGAGGAGAGUAGCGCAUCCCAGACGACGAGCACUACAGCAUAGCCAAAGUCUCAGCAGCAGCAGCAGCAGGGCUUCAACCAGGCAUAGGUCAAGCCGUGUGGCAGGAGGAGCCUCACUGGAGCCGGAGGCGAGCCUGGACCUGGGGGAGCUGCACCAGGUCCUGCGAGACGAGGAGCUGGCCCGGUCGCUUCAGGAGGAAGAGGAAAAGCUGUCCAGGAGGAAGUCGCAGCCGUCUCCCCGUGGCCUUUAUCCAAUCGGCGACUUCAGAGUUGCACAAGUGGCACAAGACGAGGAAAUUGCACGUUUUAUGCAGAAGCAAGAAAUCAAGUCUAAACGUAGAUCUCGUGAGCUAGAAGGGCCGGCGUCGUGGCAGGAACACCGAGUGAUCAGUCACCAGGACCGACGGGCAGCAAGAGAGAGACAGGUCCAGCGAGAGCGGCUGGACUCCGAGGGCCUUCCUUCCCCCACGGAGGACUGUCCCCCAGAGAUCCAGCCCCCCAGCCCCGUCAGCACCACACCAAAAGCCAUGCAGAUCAGGAACAUUGCCGAGGAGUUGGACCCGACCUUCCAGGCCAGGAGACGCAGCACAGACGGGCUCAGAGUGGGACCUGCUGAUCCAGCCUGCGGGUCCCCUCCCCUGCCGCACUCUGGUUUACACAACUUUCUGGAUGAGCCCACAUUUAUCCCGCCAACGAAGCGACAAACGGACAAAUCAGGACACACGAAACCCAAAGAGAAGAAGGAGAACUGCAAGCAGCAAUAAUCCAAAACGUGCUGUUACUUAUUACUUUAAUGCUGAACUUUGACAUCGAGACAGCCGCCCUACGAGCACUUUAGAGCAGCGGAACCAGGAAACAUUGUAGAAUAUUUCCUCCUGAAGUAAAUGACGAACUUGUAGAGUUUUUAAAGGGAACAUUUGGGUUUGUUAUUAUUUUUAAUUUGGUGUUAAUUUAAUCAGUAUAUCUUUUUAUUAUUUUUAUAAACAUUUUUUGUCUUUUACUAAUCACUACACUGUCAGCAUUCAAAGUAUUUGCACACCUGGAUUUCCCAUGUUACCUUGUUCUGUGUGAUUAUGUUAAAGAUGAAAUCCAGUAAAUCCGUAAACCAGGGAGUCCACUUCAUCUUAGAGUAUCAUUUCACCUUCGUUCAAACGUGGCCUAACACUAGCAUUGGGGGCAUUUGUAAAUUGUCAUUGUAAAUGAGGGCUCGCCCUCAAUGAUUUUCGAGUUUAAAUAAAGAUAUAUAUAUAUAUUUGCUGAAUACCAUGAACUCUGCCUUUUUAGAUUAUGCCAGUGUGUUUUUGACUAAGUUAACUUUACUAAGAAGGCAGAACAAAGGCAACUUCUUCAGUAACUUGUAAAACUUCUCUUCUCCCUGGCUUUUUUUUCUAAGCAAUUUAUCAGGUUAUCAUAAAUGACAAUCAAAUGAGCUUAAAUUAACAGAAAAUAGAGGAAAUCUUCAUCUUUAAAAAAAUAAAUAAAUCCUCUUAAGAGCUGUUUUUCUUAAGAACGUUUUUUUUCACUAUAGACACAAGUCUAUGAUGGAUAUUUGAGUUAUACACAAGGGUUUGAAGAUAUCUCUCUUUUCAAACUCCCCCUGUCUCUCGCUCAGGAAGUUAUGACCGAAUGCUGACAUUAAAUUCUAAAAUUAUCAUAUUACUCAAAAAGGCUUUCUUGUAAUCUACGCUCCCAAGGUCACUACUAGCUGCUAAUGCAGGUUUUACAAGCUCAGUUUCAUAGUUAGUAAAAUAAGCAGAGCCAAAGACCAACCUUGAACUGAGACAAAGUCAGAGUUUUAGUCAGUCUAGCUAUAUUGGAUACAAUUGUUCUUCACACCAGCACUAAUAUAACGCUAAUGGCAAUGAUUUGGAUAGACGUUUCAGCUGUUUGUUUCUUUGUGUCCACUUUCUUUUUAUGUUAUUUUAACCCCUUGUUUAACAGGCUAUGUAAUUUUAUUUUUUUAUAUAUAUAAAUGAAAUCAGCCACUGCUUUGUUGGACUAAAGUGUGUGCAGCUACUCUGUAUGAAAAUAUAACGAAUAAAAAGAAUAGAAUAUUUA
Messenger RNA from Cololabis saira (Pacific saury), 3993 nucleotides. RefSeq names its product coiled-coil domain containing 187 (gene ccdc187). The record is from RefSeq and is a predicted model, not a curated record. The transcript is spliced from 14 exons. Bases 249 to 2699 code for a protein of 816 amino acids. NCBI's taxonomy places the organism in Eukaryota, Metazoa, Chordata, Actinopteri, Beloniformes, Belonidae.